Molecule: messenger RNA, 2351 nt
Organism: Zea mays
Lineage: Eukaryota; Viridiplantae; Streptophyta; Magnoliopsida; Poales; Poaceae
Exons: 3
Coding region: 303-1940 (545 amino acids)
Source: RefSeq, marked validated
CGACGAUUCAGUGAGGCACCCCUCUCCUGGCCUCUUCUCGCCUUCUCCGUUUCCGCGAACCCAGCUGCCUCGUAGCCCCACCACACCGCCGAGCACGCGGUCUCCCGCGCCGCCUUCCACCCAAGCGAAGCUACCCCUACUCGACCCAGAAUUAUCUUCUACCAGCGCUAGUCCGCUCCGCCUCUCUACUGGCUGCCGUGGAGUGGGGAUCCGUCCGGACUUCCUUCUUUCGCUGUUGAUGUCAUCAUGCUGAGCAUUUUGUGGUAGAGACGAUCAUCUCUUUGGGUUCCAGCAUAUAACUCAUGCCCAUAAAAUUUGCACUAGAAAAUAUGUCGACACAAGCCUCUAACCGGUCAUACAGAUAUCCAGACAGAACCCAACUGCCGUACCACAAUGGCAAUCCAAUGCAUGUUGGGGGCAAUGGUAAUUACUGUGUGCAACAAAAUCACGAUGAUGUUAACUACAUUUCCUCUGAUGAUGGAUCACAGAGCAGUAGUUCUAGAGUUCAAGAUUUUCAAGCACAGUUUUGCACCCUAGAUUCGUCUUCGGCCAAUUGUGUUUAUCCUGCACAUAGUUCUACCUCUUCUCAGAGCAUAAGUGGAAGCCCUCUGUCUCAGCAGGAGAGCCACUCUGAUCAUGCAUAUGGUUCCUCUCCAAGUGCAUCGUGCAUCACUCAGGUUCCCACCUGGACACUUAAGGAUCUAGAAAAUGUGAUGCUUGGACCCGAUUCUGACAUAGGUAGCCCUGACAGUUCCUUUCUGCUUGACACUGCCUUGCAUGGAAAUAACUGGAGAGAACUUUUGGGAAUUCAAACUGGGGAUUUGAGGCAGGUAAUUGUAGCAUGUGGUAAGGCUGUUGACGAGAAUGCUGUCUAUAUGGAUGCAUUGAUGUCUGAGUUAAGGGAGAUGGUUUCUGUCUCUGGUGAACCGAUGCAACGUCUGGGAGCUUACAUGUUGGAAGGCCUCAUUGCGAGGCUUUCUUUCACUGGACAUGCCUUGUAUAAAUCUCUGAAGUGCAAAGAGCCUGUGGCUACGAGUUCUGAGCUCUUGUCCUAUAUGCAUCUUCUUUAUGAGAUCUGUCCAUUCUUCAAGUUCGGUUACAUGUCUGCCAAUGGUGCCAUAGCUGAAGCGGUUAAGGGGGAAGACAUUAUUCACAUCAUCGAUUUUCAAAUCGCUCAGGGUAGUCAGUGGAUGACUAUGAUACAGGCCCUUGCUUCAAGGCCUGGGAGGCGACCAUACCUAAGGAUCACUGGCAUAGAUGACUCGAAUUCUGCUCAUGCCCGAGGUGGUGGACUGGAUAUGGUUGGACAGAGGUUGCACAGAAUGGCCCAGUCAUGUGGUCUGCCCUUCGAGUUCAAUGCUGUGCCAGCAGCUAGUCAUGAGGUUGUGUUUGAAGAUCUUUGUCUAAGAUCUGGGGAGGCCAUCGUUGUCAAUUUUGCUUAUCAGCUGCAUCAUACUCCUGAUGAGAGCGUGGGCAUAGAAAACCAUCGUGAUAGAAUACUGAGAAUGGUCAAGAGCCUCUCUCCUAAGGUGGUAACUCUUGUAGAGCAGGAGGCAAACACAAACACAGCACCUUUCUUUCUUAGAUACAUGGAGACUCUUGAUUAUUACACAGCGAUGUUUGAGGCAAUAGAUGUUGCUUGCCCCAGGGAUGAUAAGAAGCGCAUUAGCACAGAGCAACACUGUGUUGCAAGGGAUAUUGUCAAUUUAAUUGCUUGUGAAGGUGCGGAAAGGAUAGAGAGACAUGAGCCUUUUGGAAAGUGGAGGGCAAGACUUGUAAUGGCUGGUUUUAGACCAUACCCGUUAAGUCCAGUGGUGAACAGAACCAUCAAAACACUGCUUGACAGUUACCACAGCCAUUACAGGCUUGAGGAGAGAGAUGGCAUCCUUUAUCUUGGCUGGAAGAACAGAAAGCUGGUCGUAUCUUCUGCCUGGUGCUGAUAUUUCCAACUUCUUCUAAGAAGCAUUGUUAAGAUUCUUUCGUGGCUUGGGGUUCAGGCGUUCAGCACAUGAAUCCAAGGUGGAACCUAAACUUCAGUAUGAAGACUGCACAAUCAAAAAAACAAGCUGGUUGCUUCCUUACUAUUUGUUGCCCAGCCUUGAAACUCUCCCACGCUCACUAUCAUCGCUGAUGUACUUACCAUGACUCAGUUCCAUCCUUAUAUAUAGGUGCAAACAAUGGUCUUAAUAUUGUAUAUUGGUAGAAUCUGGUGGUAUUAGCUUCCAAAUCUGGAUUGCUGAAUCGUUUGUGUUACUACAUUUAGCCAGGAUUUGACAGUAGACACAAGGAGUGCUGUAAGAUCCUGUAUGUACAACGUGCUUCAGUUGGUGUAUUGUACGUACUUGGGUGCU